AAACUGUCUCCUUCGCCUAAGAACACUGAAACCCACAACCGGUCACAACCUAUCCUCCGAAGGCACUUUGCAUAUUUUGACGAGAAGUGAGCCGGCGAAUAAACAGACCCAUUUGUUCACAGAUGGCGGAUAUCGAUUCACCACAGUGCGGCGAAGAAGAUGAAGAAAUAGAUGCCAAAAAGAGUAGACGAAAGCGAAUGCCGCUGUUCGGGAAAAAGAAGUUCGAUGAGAAGAUCACGAAGAAGUACACUUUUCAUGACGUGCUCGGGACUGGCGCGUUUUCCGAAGUUGUCAGGGCCGAGGAGAAGGCCACCGGCAACUUAUACGCUGUAAAGUGCAUCACCAAGAGGAAACUUUCCGGCAAGGAAGAGGCAGUAGAAAACGAAAUUGCCAUAUUGAAGAAGGUGAAUCAUCCAAACAUAAUUAGACUAUGGGAAAUAUUCGACAACAAAACACAUCUUUAUCUAGUGAUGGAUUUGGUUCAAGGAGGAGAAUUGUUUGACCGCAUAGUGGAGAAAGGUAGCUAUACAGAACAAGAUGCAAGUGACCUUAUAAAACAGAUUUUGGAAGCUGUAGAUUAUUUACAUAGUCAAGGGAUUGUGCACAGAGAUUUAAAGCCUGAAAAUCUUCUUUACUUCAGUCCAGAGGAUAACUCUAAAAUAAUGAUCAGUGAUUUUGGCCUGUCCAAGACGGAAGAAGAUGAUAGCAUGAUGGCAACUGCCUGUGGAACCCCAGGUUAUGUUGCCCCAGAAGUACUCAAACAGAAGCCUUAUGGAAAAGCUGUAGAUUGUUGGGCAGUUGGAGUAAUUUGCUAUAUUUUACUUUGUGGUUAUCCUCCAUUCUACGAUGAAAGUGAUGCAAAUCUCUUUGGCCAAAUCAUGAGAGGAGACUAUGAAUUUGAUUCACCUUACUGGGAUGACAUUUCAGAUUCAGCUAAGAAUUUCAUUACUUAUUUGUUACAAAUUGACCCCAAGAAGCGGUAUACCUGCAGACAGGCCCUAAAUCACCCUUGGAUUUCCGGCGGCAUGGCUCUUGAUCGUGACAUACAUGCGUCAGUUAGUGAACAAAUAAAGAAAAACUUCUACAAGGCUAAGUGGAAGCAAGCGUUUAAUGCCGCAACAGCCAUCAACCGAAUGAAGAAUCUUCAACUCGGUGGAACCGGCAGGCCGGCUGAAAACAACAAUGGUGACUGAACCAAAGCAGCUGGUCUGCAGUGAUGGUCUUUUUCAAGCUCUUUCUCAGGAUUUUUCGGUAAACAGGCGAAGGAAGAACCUGGGAACGAAGCUUAUGUAAACCCCUGUAGAUCAGGCGUUUAAGAAUUUGUAGAUAACAUGUCUCCAUCUGCUCAUUUAAAAGCGAAUAUUUUGCUUUUUUGUUCUAUGUAGAAUUUACUCUAGCCAUCAAAUUAUUUGUAAUAAUUCCGAGAAAAAGCGAAGAAGACAUGCUUGAGUUAUGAACAACAAAUAUAUCGAGGGAUGCACUGUAGUUAAUGUUCCUCUUCUGCUACUAUAAAAUGUUUUAUAAGCGAUUUGUUCUCCAUCCGAAUUCCGAUAGCGUCAGAAAAAAAAGUAAGUGUCGUGAAGACUGCCAAUGUGCAGUUCUGCGCAAACUCAAUCCUUAGGUAAUUUUUCAAGUGUUUAAGAUCACGAUCGAAUCUUGGACAAUUUCUGGCGGAAAUUUUGAAAUAGUUUGUAAAUCCAAUUGAAGCGAGCAAGUCUGAUUAGAGAAAAGACGUCUGUCAGUUUUGUGGUAAAUGUUAGAAAACCAGCGAUUGAACUAGGUUAAAAACCAAUCAAAGUUUCUAGUCUAGUCUGGCGAUUGAACCAGGACUCUUGGUACGAGGUGGAAAGUUUCUUUGAAAGACAUCUCUUUCCCUUCAGCAGCUGGUCUUGACAGUAAAUCCCUUUUUCAGCCGAUAACCUGCUGAAAUAUAUAAGGUGCUAAUCAAUUUAAAUUUUGUCAGAUUUAUCAUGUCUCAUCUCUGGUCUUGCUUUUCAGAGUCUUCCAAAAUUUCAUGCCAUUUUUCGUUUUUGAAAAUAACUUACUCGCUGUUUUUUUAUUUUUAAUGAAAAGCAGGAAAGUACAUUUGUCAAUUUAGAACAAGGAACGUAUUGAUCUUUGCUAAUAAAAGUAUGCCUUGCGAAA
Molecule: messenger RNA, 2145 nt
Organism: Stylophora pistillata
Lineage: Eukaryota; Metazoa; Cnidaria; Anthozoa; Scleractinia; Pocilloporidae
Product: calcium/calmodulin-dependent protein kinase type 1
Biological process (GO): protein phosphorylation
Molecular function (GO): ATP binding; protein kinase activity
Source: RefSeq, a predicted model, not a curated record